ACGUCAACUACCUAUUAGCCGUGCACUUGUUAGCUUCUUGUGGUAGCUGUUACUUAGAAUAUCGACUGUUUCUUUACUGGCACCGGUAUCGUUUACUUUUGCAAACGCGACAGGCGGUUAGCUGACUUACAGAUUUUCAAGCGAAGUACGCAAAAAACACCCAAAAAAUCUAGAUAUGUCUACCUCUAGCUGUCUUAGCUAACGAAGCGUGCUAGCUAGCAUAACACCAACAGCGAUUUCGUGAAAGUUUACAUACCGAAUAUUAAUGGCAGACUGCUGGAACACAGACACCGGAGAGGCCGUGUAUCGGACUCGAGAUGUUGUCAAAAACUUGAAAAUAAAGGUGUGUAUUGAGAGGGUGACUUCGACAACAGCCCUCUCUCAGCACCUCCAGUCGCAAACUCGGAUUCAGCAAGACCGAGGAGCUAUUGAGCUGGAAACCCUCACCUCACAAUGCCAGACAGAUGAUAACGAAGAGGAGCUGGUGGUGGGCUGGCAGGAGAAACUUUUCAGUCAGUAUGAAAUGGAGCUGUUCCAGAACGAGGCAGCAUGUCAGACCCCUCUGGACCGUCAGUACCACACAGAAGUCAAGGCACUAAACAAGGCCAAGGGUCGACGAAAUAACAGAAUUUUCACAUACACUGAUCAUGACCGCUACACUAACAGUCUUCCAUUCCAACAGCUGAACUCCUCUGAAUUAUUGACCACAACCAAAUCUGUUCCCACAUACCUUGCUGAAAGGAUGGCCAAUGUGAGACACAGGCGGCAGGACAGACGCACGAUGGAUUGUAGUGUCCCAAAAUCAAAGAUCAUCAACUGGGAGCCCACAGAGGAGUUUGUGAAGAGCAAUCAUGUGUUGACUACUGCUAUGCAGACUAUGCACAUCAUGGGAGACCUGAGUCCCUCAGGCAGGCUGGGCCAGAAAGAAAAUGAAUGUUUGCUGGUAACCAUCAAGGCAGAUGGCACUGGAACAGUCAUUGUGAAACCUGACUUCAGUAAAGGCAAAGAGCCCUACAGGAUCAUGACAGGUGGGGAGAAGAGAGACGUUUGGCGUCUCACUCUGGAGAACGUAUCCACAGCCAUGAAACCAGAGGAAAAGGAGAGGGAGCAGAGCAUGUACAAAGAUCUGUAUGUACGACACAAGGAGUACCUCAAUAGCCUUGUUGGACAGGACUUUGAAAUGCCUCCUGCAGGUGUUCUGCGGUACCUGAUGAAUGGCGAGAUAGUCUCAGCCAAAGGAUUUGAAUAUGAUAACUUAUAUAUCCACUUCUUCAUGGAACUGCCCAACAACUGGUCCAGCUUGCCAUUUCAGUCUCUCUCAGGAGUUACCCAAACCUGUCGGACCAAAACAUUAGGGAAGGAAGACGUCGCUUUCUUCAGUUACCCUUUCAGCUUUGAGGCUUUCUACAUGUGUGAAAAAGAGAGCGAGGAGUCAGUUCCCCAGUGGCCUGUGCUCUACUUCAAGGUUCUUUCUCUGGACUCAUGGCAGCGCUAUCGAACUGAAGGCUAUGGCUAUCUGCUUUUUCCUGCCAUUCCUGGUAAACAUACAGUGACAUGCCAUACAUGGAGACCCCUUCAGACGGGCACAGUCUCCGCUCUGAGGCGCUUCUUCAUUGGAGGUUCUCCAGAGCUUGAAGACCACAGUUAUGUCAGAAUACCAGGGACCUUCAAGGGGGAGAGGCUGAGUCGCUUUGGCUUUUGUACUGAAACCACAGGAAGUGUCACCUUUAAUUUGCACUGCAUCCAGCAAGCCAGGGCCUUUGUUGAUGCCAACAUGCUGAAGAAGAGGAGGCAGAAAGUCUUUGACCAGCUGGGAGGAUUUAGUCAGCAGGGAGCUGUUUGCACCAUUCUGGAGGCCUUCCAGAGGGCCAGAAGAAAGAUGCAAGAGGCCCGAGAAGCUCUUCCCAGAGAUCUUAUCAAUGCCACCUCUGAACUCCAAAUUGAAUCCUCUGCGUAGGUGUGAAAAACAGCGAAGGACUGAAGCCAAACGUCUUACCAUACCAUUUGGUGGAUAAGAAUUGAAGUAACAUUACUAGCAAGAUGACAGGCAAAGCCAGUAUGCCUUUUAAGUAUUGUAAAACCACCUAUUGCAUUUUAUGUACAGUCACUGUUUGAGAUUUUAGUAAAUAGUGUAAUUUUCAGAGGUAUAUACAGUGAGGCUUUUGGAAACUGUUGUAACAGAGAGUAAAAUACUUGUUUAGUAUUGGAUUGUAUAUUUUCUAUUAGUUAUUCCAAACAGAAUCAUAUCUGGUGUAUAAUAAACGUUUUAUAUAAAGUAUUAACACUA
Acanthopagrus latus (yellowfin seabream) is the source of this 2287-nucleotide messenger RNA. RefSeq names its product MKS transition zone complex subunit 1 (gene mks1). The transcript is spliced from 18 exons. Gene Ontology annotation, biological process: cilium assembly. Lineage: Eukaryota; Metazoa; Chordata; Actinopteri; Spariformes; Sparidae. Bases 266 to 1957 code for a protein of 563 amino acids. Gene Ontology annotation, cellular component: MKS complex. The record is from RefSeq and is a predicted model, not a curated record.